AUGACGGGUAGAGUACCAGGAAACUUGCCCAGCAACACUGAAAUCAACCCUAAGGAGCACGCAAAGGCUAUAACAACCAGAAGUGAAGUACAACUGCCAGAGAUAUAUGUAAAAAGAUUGGUAGCUAGCAAGGAAUCAGCACCAACCUCAGAUGAUGAAAUUAUGGAACAGACUGAACAAAUAAUAGGGGAUGUGGUCAAGAAGAAUUCCAAUACAUCACGGGGUACAGCUGCCAUUCCUAUCAACCCUCAUGAGCCUCCUAUUCCAUUCCCACAGAGGUUGAAAAGUAGAAAUUGGAUCAGCAAUAUAGAUAUCCUCUCCAACAAGCAAAAGAUAGAAGAAAAUGAAACAGUGAUGCUAACUGAGGAAUGCAGUGCUAGAAUCCAGAGAAAGCUGCCUCCAAAAUUAAAGGAUUCAGGGAGUUUUACUAAACUCAGCUUAGGAGAAGCUAAGGCCACAACAGUUACAUUACAGGUAGCAGAUCGAUCCUUUACACAUUCAAGAGGGAUCAUUGAAGACGUGUUGAAAGGGCAUCUUAUACUGAGGCUUGGCGAAGAGCAAAUCUCUUUCAACGUGUUCAAGGCAAUGGAAUUCCCUACCGAGUCAGACAGCUGUUUUCAGAUCGAUGUAAUUGAUAGAAUAAUUCAAGAUACAUUUCGGCUACAUCAUCCUUCUGAUGCAUACAAGGCGUGCAUUGCACAUUCUCAAUCCACUCACACUGAUUCAAGUGAGAUUAAAACAUGUGCAUGGUUUCUGGAAACCAAUCCACCAUACAUGCGCAGAAGUUACUUCGAAGAGCUGGGAACUAGGACUACAAAGUCAGUGCCAUCUAUUCAGUAA
Olea europaea var. sylvestris is the source of this 840-nucleotide messenger RNA. RefSeq lists its product as uncharacterized. Lineage: Eukaryota; Viridiplantae; Streptophyta; Magnoliopsida; Lamiales; Oleaceae. The record is from RefSeq and is a predicted model, not a curated record. The coding region runs from base 1 to 840 and encodes 279 amino acids. The transcript is spliced from 4 exons.